This is a messenger RNA of Naegleria fowleri, 1020 nucleotides long. RefSeq lists its product as uncharacterized. The coding region runs from base 1 to 1020 and encodes 339 amino acids. The transcript is spliced from 2 exons. Gene Ontology annotation, biological process: phosphatidic acid biosynthetic process. The record is from RefSeq and is a predicted model, not a curated record. Gene Ontology annotation, cellular component: endoplasmic reticulum. Gene Ontology annotation, molecular function: 1-acylglycerol-3-phosphate O-acyltransferase activity. NCBI's taxonomy places the organism in Eukaryota, Heterolobosea, Eutetramitea, Acrasida, Naegleriidae.
AUGGCAUCACAAUCUCCAACAGUAUCAUCCAGCGACAAAAUCUCGGAGGAAAAGACAAGCACCACCUUGAUUGAAGAAGAGAACUUGUCGUCUUCUCAGUCAAGUUUGAUUCAUAGCGAGUCGGUGGAAUCAUCAUCAACCAUGAGUACGACUCCUCUUUUAAAUUUAUCUGAAGCUACCAUUGAUGGAAAGAAGAAACGACACAAACAAGAUCAAUCACUCUCGGCUUGGAUGUGCCGAAUGUGGUUUGGACUUGGGCUGUUGUUGGUUUGGCCGAUAGCAUGGCUCUUGACCCUUCCUAUUUAUUUGGGACAUAAAUAUUUCGGAUUGGACAAGAAGAAGACACUGCUCGGAAAGAUUUUCCGUGGAGCCACUGCUAUGGUGGUCAAAUCAAAUCCAUACUGGAAACUAAAAACCAAAUUCACUGACAAGAGCAAACUUCCAAAGUCUGAAAAGAAAAUGGUUUUUGUUUGCAAUCAUCAAUCGAAUAUGGAUCCUUUUGUGCUGAUCAGCGGACCUUUACCGAUUGAGACCAAAUGGGUGUCAAAGAGUGACUUGUUUUCAGUUCCUUUUGCGGGUCGUAUGAUGAAACAGGCUGGAGAUGUGCCAAUUGCCUUCAAGAGUAAGAAAAUGGAUGACAUGUCCACUGACAGAGAUUCAGUCAAAACCUCCAUGAACAAACUUAAAGAACAUUUGAAAAAUGAUGCUGCUGUAUUCUUCUUCCCAGAAGGCAGAAGAAACGAUACUCCUGAUGAAUUGAAGGACUGGAAAAAAGGAGCCUUUAUUAUGGCUCUUGAAACUGGAGCUGACAUUGUACCUAUUGGUUUAUAUGGAACAUUUUCAAUGUGGCCUAUUCACGAUGCUUUACCAAAACCAGGUAAAGCUUGUAUCGUCGUCGGAACUCCAAUUAGUGUCGCCGGUAUGACCUUGGAAAAAGAUGUCGACACAUUAACCGAGCAAACUAAGGUAGCGGUCAAUGAUUUAAUGUUACAAGCACGUGAAGAAUAUUUCAAGAUGUAA